Messenger RNA from Diprion similis, 1266 nucleotides. RefSeq names its product pancreatic triacylglycerol lipase-like. Bases 125 to 1198 code for a protein of 357 amino acids. Lineage: Eukaryota; Metazoa; Arthropoda; Insecta; Hymenoptera; Diprionidae. Gene Ontology annotation, molecular function: lipase activity. The record is from RefSeq and is a predicted model, not a curated record. The transcript is spliced from 4 exons. Gene Ontology annotation, biological process: lipid metabolic process.
UGACGAAACGCUGAACGUUUCUAUAUAAAAGAGGUAAAACUUGGUGCUCAACGGUUAUUCCUAAGCAGUAGCGUCUUCUUCCCGGAAGUCCGAUCGAGUAGGAAUCGCUUCGAAAGAUAUAAUCAUGAGACUGAUUACUACUAUCCUGGGAAUAAUUCUGCUCGUGAUAACCUUCGUUGAAUCGGGGGUUGUUAGACGGGAAGCUGACGAUGACGAUGACGAUUAUGACGAGGAUGAUACCUCGACGGUCUUACGGGAUAACCAACGCUAUUAUCAGGAGGAUGAUGAUGGAAAUUUGAGGGAGAUAACCGACGAAGAAGGCGACGAAGAGUCUCUAACGAAAACGGAAAUUGUACUACCGGAACGUGUGUUCUUUUAUUUGUAUACCAAGGCGAACCGGAAGUCGUCUCAGGAGAUUUAUAUCGGAGAUGACGACACUCUUGAUAACAGUAACUGGGACUCGAGUAGACCAACUCGCAUAGUGAUUCACGGAUGGAUAAACUCUUACAAGAGUUCCAUCUGCACCAAGAUUCGUGACGCCUACCUGGCCGAGGACGACUACAACGUCGUCGUCGUCGACUGGUCGAAGAUCACCUUCAGGCUUUACGGGUUCGCGAGAAGACGUAUCACCAUGGUGGGUGGAUACGUUGCUGAGAUGAUAGACUACCUGGAGACUAAAGGAAUGAACGUUACGGAGCUAAUCGUGGUCGGCCACUCGCUCGGAGGCCAUGUUGCUGGUCUCGCUGCUCGUCAGGCGGUGAAAACGGUUGGCUAUGUUGUCGCUCUCGACCCGGCUCUUCCAUUCUUCUGGUUCUCCGGCCCGGAGAGUCGAGUUAAUCGUGGUGACGCGGCCUACGUUCAGGUUAUCCACACCAGCGCUGGUUUGCUGGGUUUCAGCGAGGCGAUUGGCGACAUCGACUUUUAUCCGAACGGUGGAUCCAGUCAGAACGGCUGCAUCCUCGACGCGGUAAAAAUAUGCGCGCAUGCUCGUUCCUGGAUGUACUUCGCCGAGUCCAUAGUAAGCAAGGUCGGCUUCCAUGGACGGCUCUGCGAGAGCUGGGAGAGGUUCAAAAGGGGACAAUGCAGCACCGCCGCCACGACCUACAUGGGUGGCAGCCCUCCAGCCACCGGAACCAAAUCAGGAUCUUACUACCUCGAGACCGGAAGUUCACCGAGUUACGCCCUGGGCGUGAUAUAGACUGUCAAUCACUGAGGAACCACAUGACUGGACUCAGUGUUAUCGUUAAUGUUCUUUUUUUAUGUUGG